UCUACACCUUCCUCACAAAAACAACCACAACCUCUCCACCAACCACACCAAUGGGUUCUCUCCCUGACUUCCCUAAACCUUACGUAAUAGAAGACUGCAUGGGAGCCGUAAAACUCUACAAUAACGGCACCGUUUUGAGGUGCAAUGACACCAAGUUUAAAGCCUCUUACGUCGAAGAUGAAUCCGUACAAUACAAAGAUUAUUUAUACGACCCGAAAAAUGAACUCAAACUUCGUGUUUACAAACCCAUUUCCGGAAAUCCAAACCCUAGAUUUCCUGUAAUUUUUUUCAUUCAUGGCGGAGGGUUUUGCGUUGGCUCAUUUUCGUGGUCAAACUCUCACAAUUCUUGCAUACGUUUAGCUUCUACUCUAAAAGUUCUUGUGGUUUCCAUAGACUACCGGCUGGCGCCUGAACGGCGGCUUCCGGGGGCUAUGGAGGACGCUUUCAACGCCGUGAAAUGGCUGCAAAGGAAGGCUAUGGGCUUGAGUAAAGAGGAUUAUGAGUGUGGUGGAGAUGCUGCAUGGUUCAAAAUUAGCGAGGUUGACUUUGACCGAGUUUUUGUUGUUGGCGAUUCUUCAGGGGGAAAUAUCGCGCACCACUUGGCGGUUCGGGUCGGUUCCGAUUCGGCCGGGUUUGAUCCGGUUCGAGUUCGAGGUUAUGUGCUGUUGGCGCCAUUUUUUGGUGGGGUUGAUAGAACCAAGUCUGAGGAAGGACCCAGUGAGACUGUUCUGAAUCUGGAUUUACUUGACAUGUUUUGGAGGCUAUGUUUACCACAUGGAGAAGCUAGUCGAGACCAUUUUUGUGUCAACCCAUUUGGCCCCUGGAGCCCUAGCCUUGAACCUCUGAAACUUGACCCUAUUUUGGUGGUUGCUGGUGAGUGUGAAUUGUUGAAAGAUAGGGCUAAGGAUUAUGCAAAAAGGUUGAAAGAAAUGGGAAAGAAAAUUAAUUACAUUGAGUUUGAAGGAGAGGAGCAUGGCUUCUUCACUGAUGAUCCUUACUCAGAACCUGCCAAUAAGUUUGUGGAAAUCCUUAAGAAGUUCAUUUAUGAAAAUUCAACUUAAUUUGGUUAGUUACGCUUCUCGGAACACUAUUAGAAUAUAGCUUCCGUUGGUAAAAGUAAACUAGGAAUGACGGUUUUCAUUUAUGAAAAAUUAAUUGUUCACAAAACUAGUGUCAAUAAUGAUUUUCAGGUUUUGGAGAUGGUGUAUGUUUGCAGUUGUGUACUAUUAAACUUUAUUAGGCUUGAUAAAUAAUGUUUAAAUGCAUAAUUAGUUUAAUUAUGCAAAAGUAUGGGUGUGUACUAAAUUUUUU
Messenger RNA from Pistacia vera, 1311 nucleotides. RefSeq names its product probable carboxylesterase 15. NCBI's taxonomy places the organism in Eukaryota, Viridiplantae, Streptophyta, Magnoliopsida, Sapindales, Anacardiaceae. Gene Ontology annotation, molecular function: hydrolase activity. The record is from RefSeq and is a predicted model, not a curated record. Bases 51 to 1061 code for a protein of 336 amino acids. The transcript is spliced from 2 exons.